AUGCCUUCAACACCAUGCUGCAGGACCUGCGAUCAUCGCAAUCACGCCGUUCGCACUUCGCAAUCAGCGCCUUCGCUUGUCGAUUUGUGCCUUGUUGCACUUACCUUCAAGGAGGAUAUCUCACACCAUACGAGAGCUUACGCCGCUUUGAACACCUUUCUGAAUGACAUCAUUGAUGCAGCCGACUCUUCAUCACACCCUUCAGCAUUCACAUCAUGGUCUCCAUGUUUGUUAGAUCCCAGGACCGCCUUGGUUAUCACGACAGCGAGUGAGACGUGUUCACACGCAACAUCGCCCAUCUACAAUGAGAUUCUUACUUGUCUCGUAUGCCAGCCAAGCAUACACCACAUCUAUCUAGACUACUCUAUUCUAUCACUCGCUGCAUCAUCAUCGGAGCAGAUGAUACCUUGCGAGAUCAUGGCGCUGAAAGCACCUACUUCCGGUAUCGCCGCAGCAAUCGGCAAGCACUUUGGUUGGGAGCCUAAGCGCUCGUCUCUGUCCUCGCAUAUGCAGAUUACAGCAUCAGCAGCUUUCAGUCGACCAGGCGAUCUGAUCAAGGACUUUUGGGCAUGGGCGGAGCUACCCCAUGAUGGCUCGGUAUCGCGCUCCAGCUCCCUUGGAUCAAGCAGUACACACUUACCACCAACACUAAUGAGCACGAACUCCGAUGAGAAGAACAUGUCGCUUUAUUUUCCUGAAGACGAGGAUGAGGAUUGGCAUAAGACGGACGACGAGUCUUUGAUCAUGAUAUUCCAAUGGCACGACCAUGCAGCUGCAGAUCGAUUCAAACACCCUCUUCAAAAAAGUUACGGACCCAACGGCGAAGCGGUCAGGAGUGAAUUAUGGGACGAGCAAGUUGCACACCCAGUACGACACUUCCAAGGGCUUGUCGAGAGUGCGGGCAAGCUCGAAAUCUGCGGGCAGGGACAGGAGUGGAAGUAA
Ascochyta rabiei is the source of this 942-nucleotide messenger RNA. RefSeq lists its product as uncharacterized. The transcript is spliced from 2 exons. The record is from RefSeq and is a predicted model, not a curated record. NCBI's taxonomy places the organism in Eukaryota, Fungi, Ascomycota, Dothideomycetes, Pleosporales, Didymellaceae. The coding region runs from base 1 to 942 and encodes 313 amino acids.